CGUUCCUCCAGGAGCUGGGGCUGGCAGCCCGGCAGGGUGGGCUGCGGCAGCUGGGUGGUAGCCUGUGUCUCUUCCUAGGGGUGGGGUUGAUACACAGCUUAUCACAUUUCUCCAGGGUCGCUCGGACCCCUGGAAUUAGCAGGGCUGUGAGAGGGAGUCGUGCCGGGUGGGGUGAGCUCUUGAGAUUAAUGCAGCGGUUUGACUGCGGGAGGCUUUUCGGCUGUAUGGGGGCGGGGAAGAAGGGGCGCAGCGCUGCGGGAGACUUAACUGUGUUUUCCUUGGGCUGCCCAGACAGAGGGAAAAGCUGCUGCAGACUGCAGACGGGGAGCAGGUUGGGCUGUGAGUGUGGCACCUGAUGGAGGAACUCGGGGGAGGGAGGCAAAACCAUGGCCCUGGACCCUCUGGGCCUGGUCAGAGGUCUAGUAGAGAAAGAGGGGAGGUUGCCCAGCGACCAGGCUCAUGCUGGCCAAGGAGACUCUAAUGGUCUAUCUUUGCAAAUGCCAGCGCAGCUAUCUGGGGAGGGAUUGUGGGUGGAGGCAUGACAAUGGGUCCUAGUCCCUUUCUCCAGGGUGAGUGCCAGUUCCACCCAGGCUUGGAGGUAGGGGAAGACAGAGGGUGUCUCUCAGACCCCACCCUGCAGGUAGAUUGACUGAGGCUAGAAGUGUGAAGACCUUCAGGGAGGUUUGAGGGAAACCCUGAACAAGCUUCUCGGAUGGAGGGGGUGAGUGAAGUGGGUCCCAGUGCCCUACAUGGCAUGGGAGUGGAGGCAAGACACCGUGCGCUAUAGGAGCAGUGGCCCUUUGAGAAAGGAUGGGUUUGUGGUGGCUGAGGUGUUGGUAGGUGUGCAUGCGUGUGCGUGCGUGCGUGUGUUCGUGCCUGUGUGCAUGCCUGCGUAUGUGUGUGAAGGGGUGUUUUGCUGCUGAGCAGCUCAUAUAUCCAAAUGUUUUUAACAGUGAGUCAGGAGACUUAGGGCCUAGGCCUGGCUCACCUUGCUGCGUGACCUUGGACAAGUAUGUUGGUUGCACACAGCCUCCAUGAUUCCAUUUACAAACCUGGGUUCAGCAGGGCUGCUCUGCCCCUUAUUCAAGGAUGUUGUGAGGGCGGUGGGAAACUAUUUCAGAAUGAUAGUUGAGUGGCCUGGGAAGACAAUCUUUAAAGCAGGCCUGCAGGGAGCCCAGUGCUGGGCAUGUUUGUUGAGUGAGUGUGGUUGGUGCUCAGCCUUUGGACCAGACCUGGCUCCUUGGGAGCUCUUGCUUUGGUUCAGUGACCUGCAACUUUUCAAGUGUAGGAUUCAUCUUGUUAGACAGACGGGCUACCUUUAAUGUUUAACCCGGGGAGGUCACUUUCAGGUUUAUGGGGGUUUAUUUUGCUUCCUGCUUUAAGCCACUGGUGACCUUCCUUCCUGCAGGUUUCAGGUCGCCUUCUGUCCUUGGGUAUCUGAAUGGAGAAGCUGCUCCUGGGAAUUGCCCGACAGUAUUUAGCCCAUGCGUUGUGUGUUGCAGGCACAGGGCUCGGUGUGUCUUUUAACAGAAGGUAGCUCUCUGUUCUUGAGGUGCUGGGUUGGAGUUAGAGGUAGCAUGGCCACCCUAUCCCAAGGUGAUGAUGAAGGGCACAGGGUUGGGCAGCAGACUGCAAGGGGAUGCUGGAGAGGCCAGGGAAGUCUUCUAGGAGGUAAUUGGUCUUGAGAAAAGCCCAGGACGACGGGCUGUGAGGAAAUGAAACAAAGCUGUAGAUGGGCAAACGCUGGGGUUUGUUGGAAGUGAGUGAUUCAAAAGGCUGGAGAAUGGCUGAUCCGUGGGGUCUUCCUUGAUCCCUCUCUCUGCUUCUGCUUCUCUAGGGGCUGGUGACUGCAUCUGGAAGUGCCCAUGACAGAGCUGGUGUCCUCCAGGGAAGGGUCUCCUACGGGGGACGGGGAGGAGGGUCUGGGGGACGACCAAGGCCUGGUUAUCCACCACCCGGCAGAGGAACAGCCCCACCGCUGCCCACUGUGCGGCCAGACCUUCUCCCAGCAGCCCAGCCUGGUGCGGCACCAGAAGGCGCACGUAGGGGCGGGUCGCACCGCCGCCUUCGUGUGUCCCGAGUGCGGCAAGGCCUUCAGCGUCAAACACAACCUGGAGGUGCACCAGCGCACACACACCGGCGAGCGGCCCUUCCCUUGCGCCGAGUGCGGCCGCUGCUUCAGCCUCAAGCAGAACCUGCUCACGCACCAGCGCAUCCACAGCGGCGAGAAGCCGCACCAGUGCACGCAGUGCGGCCGCUGCUUCCGCGAGCCGCGCUUCCUGCUCAACCACCAGCGCACACACGCGCGCAUGCCCACGCCACACCCGCGUCGUCCCGGUGUCUUCGGGGAGCGGCGACCCUACUUCUGCCCACGCUGCGGCAAGAGCUUCGCGCGUGAGGGCUCGCUCAAGACCCACCAGCGCAGCCAUGGCCAUGGGCCUGAGGGCCAGGCAGCCCAUUUAGGACGUGUGCUAUGACCCGUGGGAGGCCUGCCACCAUCAGCUGCCUCCGAUCCAGGAGCCACAUCCAGGGGUGCUGAGUUGCCCCCUCUCUGGAUGGGCUCAUGGGAGAGGGGCAGGGCCAGCUUGGGGUGUUGGAAGGGCUUGAGCCACCCCCUUUCCUUCCUCCCCCUGGACCCUUUGGCUGGCUGCAUGCAUCUGCUAUGGGUUCUGCGUUAGUUUGCCUCCUCAAUCUCCUGUGGCCUAGAGCAGAUACAAAGCAGACAGGACCUUGUGGCCCAGGACAUGCAGGACAUAGCUGGGCAUGGACACUAAGAAUGGAGUCCCAUGGGGUCCUGGCAUCCUGGCAUGAGGAUGUGUCUCCUCAGAAGACCUACCUCUGGAGGUGCCCUGUGUUGGUAGAGCUGGGAAUUAGAGGCUGGGUCCAUGCCUUUGGUGGGAGAACUCCCCAGGUCUGACUUGAGUUACAGCUGGGCAAGCCUCCUUUUGGCUUCCUGCCCCUAGAUCUCCACUCACAUGUGGAAACAGACAGCACCUGUGUGGAGAGCUGACCUCGCUCUUCCAGCCCUGCCCACCACUGGGUUGAAGGGCAGACAAGAAGCGACUGGUCUGCAUUAUCGCAGCAAGUUGAUGGCAGUCCUGGCUGGAGAGGCAAAGCUUCCCUCGAGACGUGAGCAGCACCUGAGUGCUUCUGCGCCCUCUCUGAACUAGAAAGGUUCCUGCUAGGACUUUGGGGACAUGUGGCCCUUUAAAUUCUGAUGGAGGCUGUGGACCUUCUAGAAGUCACAUACUCAUGUAGCUUUCAAAAUACCAAGCAGUUUCAGGAGCCUUGGGACUCCAGACUAAAGACCUCAGCCCUGGGGGUUUCAUCUGCCAUCCCUUUCUUACUCCAUCCAAGUGUCUCUCUCUCCUCCUGGUUGCCUCUUGUUGGGAAUAAAGAAUUCUGAGGCUGAGCCCCUUUUAGUCCAUCCAUCCCUUCUCCCCAGUCUAACAAUACACCUGAUUUGUAGGACCCAGUCUCCCUACCUCAGCAUUGCCCAAGGAUCCCUGGGCUUGGUCCCUUUUCCCCUUUUUGUGUCUGACAGGAUGUGGGAUUUUACAAUGAAGCCCCCUGCUUGGCCUUGACUCUGAUUUCACUGUGGAGUCUCAAGGGGAGGCUGGACUGCUGAAGGGAUAGCGGAACAUUUUCUCUGUGUCUGCCCCAGGGAGAAGGAAUCCUGUUUCCUUUAGCCCCACGCAACCAAUCAGGCCUCUUGGUUGGCCAAGAUUCUCACCUGGGAAGGUGUGGGUAGAAAGGCACCAGAACCCUGCAUGGGCAUGUGCCCAUGGGUCUAGGCAGAGGGAGAAGUCAGUGGAGGAGUUGUGUGUGUCCCCUAAGCAAGCAGGUGUACAAGUAGGGGGUGUGGGUCUUGGGCUACUGUUGGUCAAGGACUCCUGUCUUCAAAUGUGAGCAGGUCAGUCAGGAGGCUGUGGAUAUUUCUCUUUUUCCCUAGAAUGAGGAAAGGGGAGGCCUCCCUUUUCUGCUAGGGCUUGGUAGGAACCUGUGGAUUCCUAACCUGGGGUCUUACUGCCUGUAUCCCCUAUGCAGUUUGGGUUACAGGUUCUUACUGAACCCCUAUGCCUUAUUCUGGGGUCACUGAGUACUAAAGCAAUCUGAGAAGGGGGAGCAUUCCCCAGACCCCAGGAGCUCCCAUGCAGCUCUUUUCCUUGGCUAGUCUAGAGGAGCCCUCACCGUGCCCCUCAGCUAACUGCCCAGCUCGUCUCUUCCCUGCUGUAACUGUACCCUGACUUCCCCUGUACUGCCCCGAAAUGUUCUUUUCCCCACCCCCAAAACCCUCCUUCUUCACCAGGGCUGAGCCUCCCAGCACCCCACCGCCAUGCUCCCUCUGGACAGUACUCACGUUAACACACGGUGUCUCCCUUGAGUACUACAUACUGUGUAGUCUUGUGCACGCUGCUUCUGUGUCUGUGUAUACGUAUACGUGCUGUGUGUGUGCGCACAUGUGCACCUCAAGUCCCCAACUAGACUGUGAGCUCCCUGAGGGCAAGGGGCUGUCAUUUCUUCUUCAACCCCAAGUGGGUCUAGCACAGGGCUGGGCUCCUAACUCUCAGGAAAACGCUUGUCAACUGGCUGAUGGAAUAAAUGUUGGAGGUUGGGGGUGGUGUGGGAGCUGUGCAAGGGGAGAGUGCACGAGAGUUAACUACAGAUGCAUUGGGUUGGGUUGUGGGCUGGCUCCUUGGAUCAAUAAUGGAUGCUUGAGGCCUCAGGUCUUUGCAUUUUGGGGGUGGUAGAAGCAGAAGGGAUACCCCCCAACACACACUAUGGCUACACAGGAGUGCACCUGAGUGGAUGUCCAGGUUGGGUAUUCCUGGAAGUCCCUGACAUCUGUUGGAGCCGACUCAAAUAAAUGUUCUCUACAACA
Messenger RNA from Peromyscus californicus insignis, 4882 nucleotides. RefSeq names its product zinc finger and SCAN domain-containing protein 2. Gene Ontology annotation, molecular function: DNA-binding transcription factor activity, RNA polymerase II-specific; RNA polymerase II cis-regulatory region sequence-specific DNA binding. Gene Ontology annotation, biological process: regulation of transcription by RNA polymerase II. The transcript has 2 exons. The record is from RefSeq and is a predicted model, not a curated record. The coding region runs from base 1866 to 2477 and encodes 203 amino acids. NCBI's taxonomy places the organism in Eukaryota, Metazoa, Chordata, Mammalia, Rodentia, Cricetidae.